UUUAAAAUACCACACGUGCGCAUGAUUUAUUCUCAGAAGUACGCCUGUGACAUAUUUACCAGCACUCUAGUGCAUUGUGUCUACCUUCAGUACCUUCUUUUGCCUUCUUCUUUACCUUAGCAACUGUCCAAGUGCUGCAGCAACAUAUUUGAGUGCAAUAGAGUCUUAACUCACACAAACGCCAUUUUGUGGAAUGCCUUACAGAAACGGAGAAACGAUUUGAUAGUAAUAAGGCAUUAAUUCUCAUACCAACGACUUUUUAGAAUGACUGACAGAAGUGGAGAGAGGCAGGCUCGAACCUGAUGGACAAAGCAUGCGGCUACGGGGAUGGAUGGACAACAAACAGGCACGGUGUGCUGCCGUCAGUGUGUUUGGUGUGUGUGUUCUCUUCUAUUUUGCCUCCUGGUCAGCCCUGCAGAAAGAAGCGACUGGGAAGCCCCCUAGUGAUGUGGUUCGACACUUCAUGCAAGUGACGCGUGUUCAAGUGGAAAAUGUCACGUCCAAAAGCCCCCAAAUCCUGUGCUGGUUGUUGAUACAACAGAAAAAUCUGGAAACUAAAGGCAAAGCUGUCCGCUCAACCUGGGCGAAGCGCUGCGACAAGACUCUUUACUUCAGUUCUUCCGACAACAAGAGCUUCCCCACCAUCGGCCUUGACAUCCCAGAAGGCCGCUCUCGCCUCACUGCCAAAGUCCUGCUGGCCAGCGCCUUCUGCUACAAGCUCUACGGCGAGCAAUUUGAUUGGUUCUUCAAGGCUGAUGACGACACUUACGUCAUCGUGGAAAAUCUCAGGAGAUUCCUCGCGUCGCGUGACCCAGAUGAACCAGUCUAUUUUGGUUAUCGCUUCAAGCCGUACACACCGCAAGGUUACAUGUCUGGGGGUGCCGGCUACGUUUUGAGUCGAGAGGCCUUGAGGCGGCUUGUGGUGGAAGGAGUUGUGAAAAGACGCUGUACCAAGUUCUACGGUAUGGAAGACCUUGACCUUGGCCAGUGUCUCUAUGAAUUGGGGGUCAAGGCUGAGGAUUCCAUUGAUGAAAAAGGCCUUGAAAGAUUUCACCCCCUGAACCCUUUUACUUACUUCGCCGACUUUCCCUUACCCAACUGGACUCACCAGUACGCCUACCAUCCAUUCCAACGGGGCUUUCAAUGUUGCAGCAACCGGACUAUUUCUUUCCACUACAUGAAGCCUCAGGAUAUGUACACCCUGGAGUAUACCAUCUAUCACCUAAAACACUGACUGUUCAAAUAUUAUAUGAAACCUGAAUAGACUGGUGUGCACAAAGUGUCGCCUCAAACACUGACUGUUUGAAUAUAAUAUGAAACCUGAAUAGACUGGUGUGCACAAAGUGUCGCCUCAAACACUGACUGUUCGAAUACAUGAAACAGGGAAAAUAUUGAUGUGUUUAUCGUAUGUCCUCUACAACCCUGACUGUUCGAAUACAUGAAACAGGGAAAAUAUUUGUGUGUAUUUUAUAUCUUGUGUUACCUCAAACACUGAAUUUUGAAAUACGCGAAACGGGAAAACAUUGGUAUACGUGCUAUGUGUCACCUUAUACACUGAAUGUACGAACAAAUUAAAGAAACGUGAAAAGAUUUGUGUACAUCACGGGUCACUUAAAACACUGGACGUACAAACAAAAGAGAUGUGUAAAGUCUGGCACACAUCAAUGUGAUACGUUGUGAUAAAAGUAUACAACAUGUGUGACUUUAAAAACCCGGAAUAUAUUGGAGCAGACAACUCAUUGAAAUCACAGUGGAGUGCAGUGCUGAGGACUCCGCUUCAAAUCUUCAAUGUUAUAUUCUUACAAUUUGAAAUAUCGGGAAGCACAUAUUCUGGCUUGGUCCUCUCGGAGACAGACUUCAAUUGCAGAGUUCCCACCCAUCAAACAACCCUAAAUGGUGUUCAUGGAAGCUGAAUACACUCAGUGCAGCUGACCCACUUGAUUUAUAUUAUCAUAGUAUUAUGGAAGCUGAAUACACUCAGUGCAGCUGACUCACUUGAUUUAUAUUAUCAUAGUAUUAUAUUAUUUACUUAUUGACUACCCGUUACGCCAUCUAUCUGGCGUUUAGGGCAUCAACAAAGGAUCUCCAGCUCUGUCUGAUUUUGGACCUUCUUAGUCAACAUCCCCCACGAAUGGUUCCAGCACUUCAUUUCAGACUCUACUGUGCGUCUCCAGGUCUUUUUGGUCCUACCCCUCU
Aplysia californica (California sea hare) is the source of this 2196-nucleotide messenger RNA. Its product is annotated as glycoprotein-N-acetylgalactosamine 3-beta-galactosyltransferase 1-B-like. NCBI's taxonomy places the organism in Eukaryota, Metazoa, Mollusca, Gastropoda, Aplysiida, Aplysiidae. The record is from RefSeq and is a predicted model, not a curated record. The coding region runs from base 314 to 1234 and encodes 306 amino acids. The transcript has 7 exons. Gene Ontology annotation, molecular function: N-acetylgalactosaminide beta-1,3-galactosyltransferase activity. Gene Ontology annotation, cellular component: membrane.